This is a messenger RNA of Rosa chinensis, 1779 nucleotides long. RefSeq names its product transcriptional corepressor LEUNIG. The record is from RefSeq and is a predicted model, not a curated record. The transcript is spliced from 9 exons. Bases 1 to 1491 code for a protein of 496 amino acids. NCBI's taxonomy places the organism in Eukaryota, Viridiplantae, Streptophyta, Magnoliopsida, Rosales, Rosaceae. Gene Ontology annotation, biological process: DNA integration. Gene Ontology annotation, molecular function: transcription corepressor activity; protein binding; nucleic acid binding.
AUGCCGGCACAUACAUGGGUUGACAUAUCAAUGGAUUUCAUCUAUGGCCUCCCUCUUUCAGAUGGUAAGAAUGCAAUCAUGGUGGUGGUUGAUCGGCUAUCCAAAUAUGGGCACUUUGUUGCUCUGACGCACCCAUACAAUGCUCCGAUCAUCGCGGAAGCCUUCACCAAAGAGAUAUACCGUAUGCAUGGUUUACCUUGUUCCAUAGUCAGCGAUAGAGACCCUAUCUUCACAAGCCAUUUCUGGGAAACCUUAUUCAAACUUCAAGGGACGAAAUUGUGUGGGAGCUCGGCCUACCACCCUCAAUCAGAUGGCCAAAAUGAGGUUGUAAACCGUUCCAUUGAACAUUACCUCAGAUGCUUUGUGGCUGACAAACCCAAUUCCUGGUCCAAUCUACUCCACUGGGCAGAAUGGUGGGUCUCUGAGCUUCAUUGUUGUUCUGGGUUUAUGAGUUUCAUUGUGGCUUUCAAGUGUUGCAGAUUAGGCAUAAAUGAUAUGGACCGAUUUGUGGAUGACGGAUCUUUAGAGGAUAGUUUUGAAUCAUUCUUAUCAGAUGAUGAUGCUGACCCUAGGGGUAGAGUUGCUCGGCGUUCAGAUGUCAGCAGUGGCUUCACUUUUUCGGAAGUCGGGGUUAUUCCUGCAAGUUCAAGUGAAGUCGAGUGCUGUCACUUCUCAGCAGAUGGGAAAACACUUGCCACUGGUGGGCAUGAUCGAAACGCUGUAUUGUGGUGCACAGAGCCCUUGGCUGUAAAGUCUACGCUUGAAGAGCAUUCUCAGUGGAUAACGGAUGUUCGAUUCAGUCCUAGUAUGUCAAGGCUAGCUACAUCUUCCGCUGACAAAACUGUCAGGGUUUGGGAUGUUGAUAAUCCUGGUUAUUCACUUCGUACUUUUACGGGGCAUUCUACAACUGUUAUGUCACUUGACUUCCACCCUGCUAAAGAGGAUCUUCUGUGCUCUUGUGAUAGCAACAGUGAGAUAAGAUACUGGAGUUUCAAGAAUGGUUGUUGUGUUGGAGUUUCCAGGGGUGGUGCAACUCAGAUGAGGUUUCAACCUCGUCUUGGAAGGAUGCUUGCUGCUGCAGGUGAUACUCUUGUAUCCAUAAUUGAUGUAGAGACCGCAUGUUGCACGCUUAAAUUACUGGGUCAUAAGAACCUUGUCAAUUCUCUGUGCUGGGAUUCUUCUGGUGAGUAUCUUGCCUCUGUGAGUGAUGACUCGGUUAGAGUAUGGGCAGUUGGCUCCAGUAGCAAAGGCGAAUGCCUUUACGAGUUACCGUGUUCUGGCAACAAAUUUCAGACAUGCGUCUUCCAUCCUACUUAUCCAUCAUUGUUGGUAAUCGGCUGUUAUGAGACAUUGGAACUUUGGAACAUGAGCGAGAACAAGACAAUGACCUUGCAUGCACAUGACAAGCUAGUAUCUUCUUUGGCGGCGUCAAGUUCUACUGGCAUGGUAGCUUCAGCUAGCCAUGAUAAGUGCGUGAAGCUAUGGAAGUGAUUUAGUCUUUAUCUACCAUCUGCAUCACGCAUCCUGAAAUAGUUGGCCACAACAUGCUUUUGUUAGUUAUCUAUAUUCGGUUAUACUAUGUCAUAGAGGGUUUUUAGAUCUUAGCAGCCCCAGUUUAACCCAUAGAAGUGCCUACUUGCGAUGUCAGCAACAAAUGCUUGUAAUAUAAAAGUAUCAAACGACGAUGGUUUUGUUAGACAACCUCGAGCAAUUUGAUGGCCCUCUGUGGCUCAUGGUGCUUGGCAAACUAAAGCUUAAUAGUUAUCAUUAUCCAACUAA